Messenger RNA from Oncorhynchus tshawytscha (Chinook salmon), 3135 nucleotides. RefSeq names its product damage-specific DNA binding protein 2 (gene ddb2). The coding region runs from base 187 to 1698 and encodes 503 amino acids. Lineage: Eukaryota; Metazoa; Chordata; Actinopteri; Salmoniformes; Salmonidae. The record is from RefSeq and is a predicted model, not a curated record. The transcript has 12 exons. Gene Ontology annotation, biological process: DNA repair; response to UV. Gene Ontology annotation, molecular function: protein binding; damaged DNA binding. Gene Ontology annotation, cellular component: Cul4-RING E3 ubiquitin ligase complex; nucleus.
CCUGCUGGCAAGAAGAUGUAACACAGAGACGUUACAAAACACUGGACUUUCACUUUACAUAAAGCGCUUCUCGCGUGUAGUGUGUGUGCAUGAAAAAUAACAAUUCAAGGAAGAUAAAGGAGCGCUACCGUAUUACUCUGGUUGAGGAAUAGGAUAAUAGUCCGUCCAUCGCUGCACUGCACAGAAAUGGCACGGGCAAAGAAGGGUCCUUCAGAAGCAUCUGAAUCGAAGCAGAAGUCGAGGAGGCAGAAUGGAGAAACAUCUGGGGCUGCAGGACAAACCAUCUCCAUGAAGCUUCGGCAGAAGAUGGACGGGAAGAACACAUUGAAAACAGGGCCUGUUUUCCCAACCACCAUGAUCAAAUCUUCAGUUGGGAAGAGAAGUGGACCAGGAAGCAUCCUGCACUACAUUUACCAGAGUACACUGGGGCAGAGCCUUCAUUCUCAGAUGAGACAGUGUCUCCAGGAGCCGUUUGUACGUUCCCUGUCCUCCUAUAAGCUUCACCGUACAGCCAGUCCGUUUGACCGGCGGGUCACCUGUCUGGAGUGGCACCCCUCGCACCCCUCCACGCUGGCGGUCGGCUCCAAGGGUGGAGACGUGGUCCUCUGGGACUACAACGUGCUCAACAAGACCAGCUUCAUACAAGGGAAAGGAGCCGGGGAUUUUAUUGGUGGGAUGACGUUUAGCCUGACGGACCCGUCCAAGGUCUACCUGGCGUCUGGCGACGGUACGCUGACCGAGCAGAGCUUCCAGGGCGGUCCAGGAACGGUUCUGUCCAGAGUCCAGGACUGUGGACACGAUCACCACAAUGUCUGUCUGUGGUACUGCUGUGUAGAUGUGUCGUUGAGCAGACAGAUGUUGGUGACAGGAGACAACAUCGGACGAGUCUUAUUGCUGGGCAUGGAUGGACACCAGGUCUUCAACGGGAAGCUGCACAAAGCCAAAGUGACCCAUGCUGAAUUCAACCCUCGCUGCGAUUGGUUAAUGGCGACAGCGUCCGUUGACCACACGGUGAAGCUAUGGGACCUGAGGAACAUCAAGGACAAGAACACUUACCUCCACGAGAUGGUUCAUGACAAAGCUGUUAACUCAGCCUACUUUAAUCCAGUGGACUGCUCCAAGCUCCUGACCACGGACCAGUAUGACCAGAUCAGGGUGUACUCCUCUUCUGAUUGGUCAACUCCUCAGCAGAUUAUCCAGCACCCACACAGACAGUUUCAGCACCUCACACCAAUCAAGGCCACGUGGCACCCUCUGUACGACCUGAUGGUGGUUGGACGGUACCCUGACGAGAGGGUGUGUCCAGGUGCCCUGAGGACCAUCGAUAUCUAUGAUGCCAACACAGGAGAGCUGGCAUGCCAACUACUGGACCCCAACGCCCCUGGCAUCAUAUCUGUCAACAAGUUCAAUCCAAUGGGAGAUGUUUUAGGAUCUGGGAUGGGAGUGAACAUCCUAGUGUGGAACAGAGGGGAGACAUUGGCUGGUAAGCAGCAGAGAGGAGAGCUACAACAGGAAGCAGGAGUCCAGGUUGGCAGAGGUCGAGGCCAGCGGAGGAGAAGAGGGGAGACUCGGAGGGGGGGAGGGACGGGGGGACGGGGGCGAGAGGAUGAGGACGACAUUGGGAAGCUGAAGAAGAAGCUGUCUUCGUCCUCGGGGACCAGAACCAGAACAUCCAGGGACACAGAAGGGUCCAAAUAAAUAAUCAGGGAGAAAGAGAGGUUGUUUGUGAUGUUGGAAGUUUCCUUUGUGCGUUUCCUUUAUUUUGGUAGUUACCCGUAUACGACAAUGUCAUAGACAAGUAACUACCAAAAUAAAGGAAACACCAACAUACAGUGUUUUAAUAGAGUGUUGGACCACCACCAAGCAACCAGAACAGAUUCAAUGCUCCUUGGUAUAGAUUCUACAAGUGUCUGGAACUCUAUUGGAGGGACUCUAUUCUUCCACCAGAAAUUACAUAAUUUGGUGUUUUGUUGAUGGUGGUGGAAAAACACUGUCUCGGGCGCCGCUCCAGAAUCUCCCAAGAGUGUUCAAUUGGGUUGACUGAUACAUAUCCUCUAUGUUCCUUUGAGAACCCUCCUUCAGUUACUGAGAUCUGGUGACUGAGACACAUCCUCUAUAUUCCUUUGAGAACCCUCCUUCAGUCACUGAGAUCUGGUGACUGAGACACAUCCUCUAUGUUCCUUUGAGAACCCUCCUUCAGUCACUGAGAUCUGGUGACUGAGACACAUCCUCUAUGUUCCUCUGAGAGCCCUCCUUCAGUCUCUGAGAUCUGGUGACUGAGACACAUCCUCUAUGUUCCUCUGAGAGCCCUCCUUCAGUCUCUGAGAUCUGGUGACUGAGACACAUCCUCUAUGUUCCUUUGAGAACCCUCCUUCAGUUACUGAGAUCUGGUGACUGAGACACAUCCUCUAUAUUCCUUUGAGAACCCUCCUUCAGUCACUGAGAUCUGGUGACUGAGACACAUCCUCUAUGUUCCUCUGAGAACCCUCCUUCAGUCACUGAGAUCUGGUGACUGAGACACAUCCUCUAUGUUCCUCUGAGAACCCUCCUUCAGUCACUGAGAUCUGGUGACUGAGACACAUCCUCUAUGUUCCUCUGAGAACCCUCCUUCAGUCACUGAGAUCUGGUGACUGAGACACAUCCUCUAUAUUCCUUUGAGAACCCUCUUUCAGUCACUGAGAUCUGGUGACUGAGACACAUCCUCUAUGUUCCUCUGAGAACCCUCCUUCAGUCACUGAGAUCUGGUGACUGAGACACAUCCUCUAUAUUCCUUUGAGAACCCUCCUUCAGUCUCUGAGAUCUGGUGACUGAGACACAUCCUCUAUAUUCCUUUGAGAACCCUCUUUCAGUCACUUCAGUCCUUUUAUUUAGUCAGGUUCCUGUCUGCAUUUGUAAUCUGUUACCUUUGUCUUGUUCAAAUCAUGUGUUUUAUUGAAAAUGUUCCCUUUGUUAUAAACAGGGACAAUCGUGACUUUGACUCCACACAACAUCCACAGAUGUUUCAAAUAUGUCUGACAACACUGAAAACACAUAUCUUGUGUUUCAGAUGUUUUAUAUACCUCUGUUUCUGGUGAUAAAUUGUUACAUUUUAUAAACAGUUCAUACUUUAUUAAAAUAUUUAAUUUUGAGCUUGAA